This is a messenger RNA of Papilio machaon (common yellow swallowtail), 692 nucleotides long. RefSeq names its product insecticyanin-B. Gene Ontology annotation, molecular function: pigment binding. The record is from RefSeq and is a predicted model, not a curated record. The transcript is spliced from 4 exons. The coding region runs from base 11 to 670 and encodes 219 amino acids. NCBI's taxonomy places the organism in Eukaryota, Metazoa, Arthropoda, Insecta, Lepidoptera, Papilionidae.
CUACAUAGUUAUGCAGUAUUGGUUCAAAUCGCAGAGGGUAUUUUUGAUAUUUGAAAUAAGAAAUUUUGAGAAAAUGUAUCGUGCCUUAAUAAUUACUAUCUUAGCUGUGGCUGCGGCCGAUGUCAUUGUCGAUGGACCUUGUCCGGACGUCAAGGCGAUGGAAAGCUUCAAGUUUUCUGAUUUCCAAGGAACUUGGUAUGAGAUCGCUAAAUUCCCGAACUUUGGAGAAGAAGGUAAGAAAGGCAAAUGCACGACCGCUGAGUACACAGUAGACGGAGAUAAAGGAAAGGUCAAGAACUCGCAAGUUGUGGACGGUGUCAAGUCUUACGUCGAAGGCGACCUCACACUGGUGGAACCUGGCAGAGUGAAGAUCACCUAUAAGUUUGAUGAAUACAUCAAGAAUUCAGUUCUGACCGUUCUGGACACUGACUACAAGAACUACGCCAUCGGAUAUAGCUGCAAGUUCUUGGACAAGGAAAACAAACACCAAGUGUUCUCCUGGAUUUUGUCAAGAACCAAAACCUUGGGCGAUUCUCAGGCCAAAGUGGAUGCCUUCUUGGCCAACUUCCCUGCUAUUGACAAGUCCAACUACGUCUACAACGACUUCUCCGAAGAAACUUGCAAGUUCACCUCUACCAAAGCCAUCACUAGCAUUCGCAGGAAGAACUAAAUCUAUUAUUUUUUUAAACUAA